Messenger RNA from Eurytemora carolleeae, 3995 nucleotides. Its product is annotated as Niemann-Pick C1 protein. The transcript is spliced from 5 exons. The record is from RefSeq and is a predicted model, not a curated record. Gene Ontology annotation, cellular component: membrane. NCBI's taxonomy places the organism in Eukaryota, Metazoa, Arthropoda, Copepoda, Calanoida, Temoridae. Gene Ontology annotation, molecular function: lipid carrier activity. The coding region runs from base 55 to 3942 and encodes 1295 amino acids.
ACGACUUUCCGAUUUCAAUUUCGUUUUAAGUACUUUUUUAAUUACAGGUUUAAAAUGGAGAGGACAUUGUUCCUUGGAGCCCUCGGUAUUCUCAUUUCAGGCAUAGGGUUGGUAUCAGGAGAUUGUAUAUGGAAUUCCACUUGUGGAUGUAACCCAGACUUUGCAGAUACAGGUCCCAACUGUAUGAAGCUAAACUGUAGAUAUGAUGGACCCUCGUGGACUGCAGAACAGGAACACUUACAGCUUAUUAGAGAAGUGUGUCCACAUCUUGAAGAGGAAAUCUCUGGAGAUGGUAUUUGCUGCAGUGUUGAACAACUAGAACUUUUGAAAGUAAACUUUGUAGCUCCUGCACAACUUUUUAAAAAUAGUUGUCCAACAUGCUACUUUAACUUUGUGAAAAACUUUUGUGACUUGACAUGUUCACCGCACCAGUCUGAGUUUCUGAAAGUGGAAAAGUAUGUGACGGGACCAGGAUCAGGGGAUUAUGAAAACAUGACAAUGGAAAUGGUGAGCAGUGUACUUUAUCAUGUACAUAAGGAAUUCAAUGAAGCAACCUUUGACAGUUGCAAAAAUGUACAAUUUCCUGGAUUGUCUGGCACUGUCAUGGUAGUUGCAUGUGGCCCAUGGGGUGAAGACUAUUGUACUGCGGAAAGGUGGUGGAAUUAUCUAGGAACAACUGAAAAUGGAUACUCUCCUUUCGAUAUCAGUUAUGAAUACGGUGAUACUACAACCUCAGAAACAGGAUUCACAUAUCACAACCAGCUUGUCACAUCCUGUAAAGAUCCACCACCAUUCAAUGACGGUUUAGCAAGUUAUGCAGGCUGCAAGUGCGUUGACUGUGAGGAUGCUUGUAGUGGCUCAUUGGAUGAACCCAAACUUGAACCUGUUGAAACUGAUUUUCUUAUCAGUGGGAUGGAUGGAAUGACAGUGAUUGCAGUGGCCAUUUUUACCAGCAUUACUCUUAUAUUUAUUUCCAUACAAUUGCGCUGGGUCGGAGAUGCAUUCCUUAAUGCAAUUUCCACUUUUUUCACUUGGUGGGGGAAAAUAGCUUCAACAUAUCCUAAAACUGUAAUUGGAUGCUCAUUAUUUAUUGCUAUUGGUCUCUCAAUAGGAAUCGUAAAUUUAGAAGUAACAACUGAUCCAAUAGAAUUAUGGGCAUCCCCACUCUCCCGGUCCAGAGUUGAAAAGGAUUUCUUUGAUUCUGAAUUUCGUCCCUUCUACAGAACUGCACAAGUCAUUAUAAAAUCAAUUGAAAGUCCAGAAAAUGAAAUUACACAGUUUAGCUAUACUGAUGUCUAUGGGGAAAAUAAAACAUAUGGACCUGUGUUCAAUAAGAAAUUUCUCCUUGAUGUGCUGACCUUACAAGAAAAAAUUCAAAACUUAACUUUUUCAUACAAGAAUGAAACAUUAUCACUUGUAGAUGUUUGCAACCAACCAUUAGGAAUAGGUUGCAACAUUCAAAACAUUUGGGGGUAUUGGCAAGAUUCUGCAGAUCUGCUAGAAAUAGAAGCAAAUGUUAGUGGCGGCCUCUACACGUACCUGGACCAUUUCUUAGAUUGUAGUAACAAUCCAGCUCUACCCUUUGAUGCAGCAAAUACUCCUUGCAUGUCAACCUGGGGUGGACCAGUUAGUCCUUACUAUAUAUUAGGAGGAUUCAUUCCCAAUGGAAAUACAGGAUUUCCGAAAAAUCCAAAGUACUAUGAAUCUACAGCACUUGUGAUGACAAUCAUUCUAGACAACUAUGAUACUAAAAGUACAGAUCUUGAUGAUAUCACUAGUCUUGAAAAAGCUAUGGCAUGGGAAGAGGUCUUCAUAGAUUUUAUGAAGGAUUGGGAAUCAAAUGAAAUGCCAAGAGAGUACAUGGAAAUAGCAUUUAAUUCAGAAAGAAGCAUUGAGGAUGAAUUGAACAGAGAAACCUAUGGUGAUCUGGCAACAAUUGCAAUAUCCUACAUUCUCAUGUUUCUUUACAUAACAAUAUCCCUUGGUCAGUACAACACGGCAUCAGUUUCAGGACUAAUGUUCGAAAGCAAGAUAACAUUGGGACUUUUUGGAGUGAUGAUUGUUUUGCUUUCUGUAUCUGCAUCAGUUGGAAUUUUUGGAAUGAUUGGCAUACCAGCAACUCUCAUUAUUUUUGAAAUUAUUCCAUUCCUUGUCCUAGCAGUUGGUGUGGAUAACAUUUUCAUUCUUGUUCAGUCCUAUCAGAGAAGUACAAGAAAGGAUUAUGAGAGCCAUGCAGAACAUGUUGGAAGAAUUGUUGGGGAAAUUGCACCAUCGAUGCUGCUAAGCUCAGUCUCAGAAUCAACAUGUUUCUUUUUGGGAUCUUUAUCAGACAUGCCAGCUGUGAGAGCAUUUGCCUUGUAUGCAGGAAUGGCCUUAUUAAUUGACUUUUUCAUGCAAAUUACAUGUUUUGUGGCGCUCAUUUCUUUAGACAUGGAACGCCAGGAAAAUACCAAAAAAUAUAAACUUUGUUGUUUAAAACCAUACCAUGUUGGAGACUCAAAGAAGAAAGAUAAUGGAUCACUGUAUUGGUUUUUUCAACAUUUAUACGCUCCAAUGCUCAUGAAGAUAUGGAUAAGAAAUAUUGUUAUGAUUGUCUUUAUUGGAUUUUUUUGUACCUCAUUGGCUGUAGGUUCAAAAGUGGAAGUUGGCUUGGAUCAAGAAGUCUCAAUGCCUGAAGACUCAUUUGUCCUUAAAUAUUUUCUUUUUCUGAAGGAUUAUCUUUCUGUUGGACCACCAGUUUAUUUUGUUGUCAACAACACUAAUGGGGCUCUAGACUUCUCAAAGCCAGAAGAUCAAAAUAAACUUUGCAUGGGCCAUGCUAGGUGCAAUGAAGUCUCACUUGGAACGCUAGCACAUUCAUGGGCUAAAAUACCAGAGGAAUCCUUUCUUGCAACAUCUGCUAUGAACUGGGUAGAUAAUUAUAUUAGUUGGGUGUCUGAUCCAGCUUGCUGUAGAUAUUUUGAUCAUGUAGCCAUUAACACAUCAACUCCCAAGAUUCCGUGUCCAUCAGAAGAAGAUACAGAAAUUUGUCUUCCUUGUGAAAUUUCAACAGAACCAUCAGAAAAAGAUUUCCAAGAAACAAUUGGAUGGUUUCUGGAUGCGAAUCCAAUUGAAGACUGUCCAAGUGGCGGGCAUGCAGCCUUUGGUGAUGGGGUUCAGAUUGUAGAGAUUUAUGAAAAUCAAUUAAAUUUUACUACUGGAUAUGAUCAACCAAGGUAUGAGGUGGUGCACUCAAACAUGAUGGCCUUCCACACUAUUCUAAAGACCAGCAAAGAUUACUAUUCUGCCUUGAUAAGAGCUAGAGAACUCUCAGCUCAAAUGACCGAAGUCAUGAACGAUGGACAAGAUCCUGAAAAUCAUGUCACUGUUUUCCCGUACUCCAUCUUUUAUGUGUUUUAUGAACAAUAUCUUACUAUGUGGGAAGAUACCAUGCAGUCACUGGUUAUAUCCCUUGGAGCCAUUUUCAUUGUGACCUUUAUAUUGAUGGGAUUUGAUCUUAUCUCCUCUGUUAUCAUCAUCAUUACAAUAUUCUUCAUCCUUGUCAAUCUUAUCGGGGUUAUGUACUGGUGGCAUAUCACCCUGAAUGCAGUGUCUCUCGUGAAUCUAGUGAUGGCUGUUGGAAUCAGUGUCGAGUUUUGCAGUCAUAUCACAAGAACCUUUGCCAUGGAGCCUGGUGCAGACAAGGUUAAACGUGCUGAAGCUGCUUUGAUAAAGAUGGGCAGUUCAGUUCUUUCAGGAAUAACUUUAACUAAAUUUUCUGGAAUAAUCGUGCUGGGCUUUGCAAAGUCUCAAAUUUUCACAAUUUUUUACUUCAGAAUGUACCUUUCUAUUGUUCUAAUUGGUGCAGCACAUGGCCUGAUUUUCCUUCCUGUUGUCCUAUCAUAUUUUGGCCCUGAGGAAAGGGAGCAUAUGACCAAACGAAAACAUCUCAACAAAGUGUAGGCAGAAAGUUCUAUGUUUAAGAUUUUCUAAUAUAAAGUUGCUAGAAAUCAUUA